Messenger RNA from Aspergillus pseudoviridinutans, 1758 nucleotides. RefSeq names its product ankyrin repeat domain-containing protein. The transcript has 2 exons. Bases 1 to 1758 code for a protein of 585 amino acids. The record is from RefSeq and is a predicted model, not a curated record. Lineage: Eukaryota; Fungi; Ascomycota; Eurotiomycetes; Eurotiales; Aspergillaceae. Gene Ontology annotation, molecular function: protein binding.
AUGAAGAUAUUCAUUACUGGCCGGCCCCAUGUUCAGGAAACUGUCCAGCAAUACUUCAAAGAGGCGCAGAGUAUUUUUACUGAAGCCCGGGAAAGCGAUAUUCAACUAUUUAUUGAACAUGCAAUUGGUGGACCUGAUGAUAUUGAACCUGAUGCAAUGGAUCACAAGCUCAGAAAAGACAUUCUAAGGAAAGUUGUUGGCUCAGCUAAGGGAAUAUUUCUACUACCUACUUUGCAACUCCGCUCUAUCCUACAAGCUACAACCAUACGGGAUCGCGAGGAAGCUUUGAAAACAUUGCCAUCAGACCUUGGUGAGGCAUUUGCUGGAACAAUGACUAGAAUUCAGCAGCAGCCCAAGGCAUUGUCUGAAAAGGCAGGAAAGAUUAUUGCAUGGGUCUAUUUAGCUGAACGGCUACUCACCGUUGAUGAGCUAUUACUUUCACUUGCAAUCAGAGAUGGCGAUACUUUCCUUGAUCAGAGGGGAAUACCCAUUAAAAGGACACUGCUAGACUGCUGCUAUGGUUUGACAGUGAUCGACCAAGAGACAUCCACCAUCCGUUUAGUCCAUUACUCGCUUCAGGAAUACCUUGAUCGGCAACACCAGAUAUUUGGCCUCACUAAAGGGCAAUGGCACAGCAGUAUUGCACGUACAUGCCUUACCUUUCUCAAGUUUCCAUUCACAACAAUUCAAGAUGCGCCGGAACAAAGCAGCAGUGCAAUCACGUAUUUGUCCUAUGCUGCUACAAAAUGGGGCCACCACCUUCGAAAAAGCGGACAACCUGGCGUGUCAGAUGUGUCUAUGGAGCUCGCUAUAGAGUACCUCUACAGCAGCUUUGAGAAGAGUUGCGAAAGCUUUGACUUACUGUAUGAAGUCAUGUACGAAGAUCACUACAAUGGAGUGCUACCGGAUGAGGUUUUCCCUGCACAUAUAGUAGCUUUCUUUGGUAUUCCAGAACUCAUGUCUUACUUGUUUGAGACUGGGAAGGUGGAUGUGAACUCUGAGGAACUUUGGAAUCGGACUCCACUGUCAUUGGCUGCAGAGUGUGGGCAUGAGGAUGUGGUGAAGCUGCUGCUUAACACUGGCCAGGUAGAUGUGGACUCUAAGGGCUUGAACUAUCGAACUCCACUGUCACGGGCAGCAGAGUGUGGGCAUGAGGAUGUGGUGAAGCUGCUGCUUAACACUGGCCAGGUAGAUGUGGACUCUAAGGNCUAUCGAACUCCACUGUCACGGGCAGCAGAGUGUGGGCAUGAGGAUGUGGUGAAGCUGCUGCUUAACACUGGCCAGGUAGAUGUGGACUCUAAGGACUUGGAAGAUCGAACUCCACUGUCAUUGGCAGCAGAGUGUGGGCAUGAGGCUGUGGUGAAGCUGCUGCUUAACACUGGCCAGGUUGAUGUGGACUCCAAGGACUUAGAAGAUCGAACUCCACUGUCACGCGCAGCACAGUGUGGACAUGAGGCGGUGGUGAGGCUGCUGCUUGAGACUGAGAUGGUGGAUGUGGACUCUAAGGAUAAUCAGGGUCAGACUCCGCUAUCAUUGGCCGCAAUGUAUGGGAAUGAGGCGGUGGUGAAGCUGCUGCUUGAGACUGGGAAGGUGGAUGUGAACUCUAAGGACUCUGAUCACUGGACUCCAUUGUCAUUGGCAUCAAUGUUUGGGAGAAAGGCGGUGGUGAAGCUGCUGCUUGAGACUGGGAAGGUGGAAAGGGCACACAGCGUCAGACUUCGCUGUCAUUGCCAGCAAGGAAUGGACAUGAGGCGGUAG